AUGUCGUCGCAUCGCGUUGCCUCGAGAGCGGCAGAACAGGACGACGGCGCUUUCGGAGGUGAAGAAGGAGAAGGGAAUAAUAAGACGCACGCGUUCGAUCGAAUUCGACGACACGCUGCUCACGCAAAAGACGAAUCCGGGAAGGGCACGAAAAAUGUCUCUCCAGAGUCGCCGUUGACGUUACAAUCAUUCCGAGGGGAUGUAAACGAUAACGUACGCUCUCACGUAGACCCCGCGGAGGAAGAGUACGAGCGCGCGAAGUACGAGGAAGAGGUUAUUAAAGAGCGAAUUAGAGACCGAGAAUCGUACGAGAAAACGGGGAAAAUAAAAAGCGUGGGGACUCCGAAAAAGUCCUCGCUGUACAGUCACGCCACGACGACGCAAAGAGGAGGAGGAAAUGGAGGCGGACAAAGGAUGAACGGAAAUCAAAUGACGCAAGAAGAGCUCGAAAAGCUGACGUUGGAAGAUCUAGCCAUCGAUUCAGACCCGGAAGACGACGUGGAAAAUAAUAACGCGCACGGCAGCAGCAGAUACAACAGAGGAAGCGUACGAAAUGCGAGCGAGCUCGAUAUCUCUUCCGUGUUAUCGGACGAUAGACAAAGUCGAGACACGAGUAAACGCACUGGAACGAAUUCGAGGCGCACCGAUGGACGAUCUGUCGGCGCCUCCUCGACGUCAAGGAAGCAUAACACGAGAAAAGCGCUUCAACUCGCCCAAAAAGAAGCGUUAGCCAUCGAGUCGGAACUGAAGAAAGAGGAAGACGAAAGAAUAGCCGAACUCUCGAAAUGUACGGCAGAAGAAGACUACAAACUUUUACAAGCGGCAAAGGAGCGAAAGAAAGAAGCGUUGAUUGCUCGAGAAAAUAGAAAACAUCGCGAAAGGUGGGGCUUAUCAAAAGACGCACCGGUGACGACUUCUUCGAGGAACGUGGACUUUGCCGGUAACGAACAAAAGUUGGAGCCAGAAUUUGAGCUCGCGUCGGAUAAUCCAUUCGACACCUCCGGCGGUAUGAUUGAUAGAAUUUUAGCACAAAACAACGUCACGCCUACAGCGAGCACGCCGCCAACGCGUCGCAUUCAACGACCUUCUACGGCAGCGGCAAACGAGGGGACCGUCGUCGAAGAAGAGAAAGAUUGGUUCGUGCAGUUGCAAGAGUCAUUGUUUGGGUGCUGCAUAGCGGGUGGGCAGGGGUCGGGAAGAGAAGGAAAAACUCCAGAGCAGAAAGCAGCAAAGAAAGCAGCAGCAGCAGCAGCUCAGACGAGGAACGCCCCCAGAUGA
Molecule: messenger RNA, 1278 nt
Organism: Bathycoccus prasinos
Lineage: Eukaryota; Viridiplantae; Chlorophyta; Mamiellophyceae; Mamiellales; Bathycoccaceae
Exons: 1
Coding region: 1-1278 (425 amino acids)
Source: RefSeq, a predicted model, not a curated record